Lepisosteus oculatus (spotted gar) is the source of this 963-nucleotide messenger RNA. RefSeq lists its product as uncharacterized. The record is from RefSeq and is a predicted model, not a curated record. NCBI's taxonomy places the organism in Eukaryota, Metazoa, Chordata, Actinopteri, Semionotiformes, Lepisosteidae.
CCUGGCUGUACACUCAGCGAUCACUCAGAGUGUCCUGUACAGCACUUGAAUUCUGUCGCAGGUGACAACAUGCGAGCCCCAACUCUACUCCUGUCGUUCUGGCUAUACGCAGAGACAGCGGUAUCUACGGCUCGGACGUCUGUGCUGACAGCUCACCCUGGCGGGGAGAUCACUUUAGUCUGCAGCUUAAACAAAUCGUGUUUUAGGGUGAGCUGGUGGAAAGUUCAACCCAACGGGAUCAGACCUCUUGCUCCUGUACUGGCCAGUAGCAGAAUCGCCCCCAAAACCACCCUGGAUAAAAAGUGUGCCCUCUGGAUUAGCGCAGUACAGGAGUAUGACGCCGCGACUUACUACUGCGCAGAAAACUGGAAUCCCGGACAACUGGGGAAUGGGUUCACGGUAGCAAUCGGAGAACAGGAACAGUCGACAGUAGAGGAACAACUAACGAGGCCGAAAAGCGACAAGGGAUACAAAAAAAACACAACCAGUUCAGAACAGUGUCCAGUGUGCAAUACAAUUGCGGUUCUCAGUGGGGCAGGGGCAGUGAUCUCUUUUUUGGUGCUGGUCAUUAUAAUGCUGGUAAUCGCACUGUGCCUGUCUUACAAGAAAACAAAAGCAGGACAGGAAAAGGCUUCAGUCAGUGUUGAAGACAAACAUUCCAAGAGAAGGAAUACAGAAUCACAGUGGCUGGACAGUAAAACAGAGAGUGUGGAAUACGCAAGGGUGAAAUUCUCCCAGCCCAAGAGACAGAAGUAAGGACUGGGUGGAAGCAUGAGUUCCCAGAAAUUCCCAAGUUCCUGGAGACUAUGGGUGUGGAGCAGAUCUGCUCAACUCAACUGCAGUUACUAUCCUCAUUACAGGCAAAAAGCUGUAAAUACUUUAAUCAACUCCACAUUAAGUAAAUUAAUACAUUUUUACUAAAGAGGUCAAUACCCUAAUUAAAGGAAAAUUAUUCAUUAUUAA